This is a messenger RNA of Mya arenaria, 3414 nucleotides long. RefSeq lists its product as uncharacterized. The coding region runs from base 50 to 1828 and encodes 592 amino acids. The record is from RefSeq and is a predicted model, not a curated record. Lineage: Eukaryota; Metazoa; Mollusca; Bivalvia; Myida; Myidae. The transcript is spliced from 11 exons.
AGUUUUCUGUGUGAAUAAGUUACUUUUAUUUAACCAUGUUAUUUUGAAGAUGGAUGUAAAAUUUAAUCAGAAUAAAUGUUUUGCUUUUCUUGUGAUACUAUCGUCAUUUGUUACCGGUGAAUAUUAUUUUUUAUCCAAUGAUGCAACAGUUUGGGGAGAAAGCGGCUGCACAUUAGCCUUUCCGAAUCUUACAUUUACAGAUGAAGGUAUUAAUGUCACCAACGAUGGCAUGUCUUCAUUGAUCUUGCCAACAGAGGGUGUAUGGAUAGGGUUAUACAAGGCUCGAUUGAGUUUUGCAUAUGUUGGUUGCAAUCAAAUUAAUGACACUGAUGUGUUGCUGGUGAGAGAUUUAAGCGACUGUAGGUGGCAGAGUGGCUGUGACACGUUUGGAGUACGAGAAUGGGACACCGCUAAAGUAGAAUGCACGUGUUUCACAGGAUCCGUUACCAAGGACACAGGAUGCACUUCCAUGUGCGGUUCAAGAGAUACAUAUCCUUGUGGCUCUCAAGGACACAACAUAUUUUCUAUAUACACUGUUGAAAAUGUUUCCAAUUGCUCGGCUGGUUGUAGUAAUAUGAUCAGGGGAUGUUUAGGUUUUAAUUUUAAUCACGAUAAUAAAGUUAGAUGGAAGCUGUGCGACAGGUUUCGAAACAGCACACCAAUUUUGUGUAGCAAUCAAUCAUACACUGAAUCUGACGGACAGGUUCAAGUGUUACUAGACAUAAAUAUGACAUGGGCUAACACUGGACAAACGUGUUUUGAAAGUAACCUGUUUCCAACACCAUUUCGACAUAUCCAGUCAACAAGAUUAAAUAAAAAUAGAACGGUCUGGACGAGCGUUAUAAGGAAGGAAUCAAUUCUCCGCGAUGAUGACAACUUUAUAACGUCCGAUCCGAAGCUAUUCGUCUAUGUAACUUUUGCUGAGGGGCAACUUGUAGUCCGAUUGGAUGGCAACUCGACAGCAGAAAGGAAGAGCCUCUGUCUAGACACAAAAAGUACUGCAACAACAUCAGCGGCUGGUCACUCACCAUCACCAAUACCAUAUCAUACAACAAAAAUGGGAAGUAAUGGAAAUACAUCAAUGUUAACAACCAACGUCAUCAAGAAUAUUUCAGAAACCAAAAACACUGCAACAACAACAAUUCCACAAACAACAAAAGAAUCUGCGCCCCCAGAGUCAACUUCAAAAUGGUCAACCCCCACAAUGCAAACGAGCAAUGAAAAUAUACCCACGCCUAAAGGAAACCAACACGAUCCUGUAACGGAGGUAUUAGCCGGUGUUUCUUCUUUUCUACUCCUUGUUGUCGUGGUUGCCGUUUUGUAUUUUCUCAAGAGAAGGGGGAAAUUACGUUGCUUCGAAUCCAAAAGUCGUAUUGAUAACAAUGGCAAUGCUUCACAACAAGACAUUACUCCGGUAUAUAUGGAACUGGACACGAAAGUGAAACCAAAAGCAUUUCAUAAUCACGCCUAUUCAAUGCAAGAACAAUUUCUGCCCAUAACAACUGUUGAUCCUAAUGAAGAAAGUAUGGGUGAUUUGCAAAAUCAUUUAGAAAAAAGUAGUAACAACGUUUACAACACUGUCGAAGGGCAAAUAGGAGAUUACGAUGAUAUACACCUAGCUGACGUUCUGCAAUUAAAUGAUUAUGAUUCAACCUUUAACUGUCGGGAAAAUAUUAGCGAAGUAACGUGUAACCAUUUAAAUACGGAAAUGCGCCGAGUGCCGACAGCAGUUGAACAUGAUGGGAAGAAUGUAGCCGUUCGUGGAGAUGAUAUUGUGAUCGGAAAGCCUAACGAUAGACUUUCCCCCUUACCAAUACUGAUUAUUUGAAAUAUGGGCACGAGCCUAAAGCGCUCCCAGGAAGUAUGCAUGGCUACAAUGAUUACAACACUGUAAAUUAUCAAGCGGAAGGGUAUGACCAUAUCGACCUUGCAGGUGUUAAACAACAAGCCGAUAACUAUGCCUCAGCUACCUUACCGAAAAACGCCACGCCAAGAAAAAACAAGGAGGAAACGUAUAAUCAUUUAAAUGAAGAAUUACGUCGUAGGCCGAUAACGGAAAACGUGUAUGGACUGAAUUCGGGGCAACAACACGAACAUUAUUACGAUACAACACAUGGAACAUUAUCGUCGUGCGCGGCUAAAUCAGACAGAGUCUGUGUUCAAGAUUAUGAUAAGAUCAACAAAAUAUGGUAGCAUUAAGAAUGGUGCGGUGAAAACCGUGCAUUCUAUAAUGGUUAGAUAAACGAAACAGACAUUACAAUUACACACAAUUUUGAUUUGAUAUGGUUUGUAGUAAAAUUAUCAAUAAAUGUACAAUCUGUUUAAAUAUACAUCAUCAAAAACAAGCGAAUAAAUGACAUAGACGUAGCAAGCAUACCUAUUCUCGGUAUGGAUGUGGAUGAGAGUUACAUUACUCUAGCUUUAAGGGAGUCCGUAACGUAACCAUGGCAGCACAAUUCAAUCAUAUGAAUCAGCAAACUAACAUUUGUCUAUUAAGGAAUUUAAUGCAUUUGCAGUACAGCAAAUUUACUACAAUAUGCAUUUGUAUAUACAGUGUCAUGGCAAUGCAGUGGAAACUACAAGGACACGCCGAAUCGUUUAUGCAGUUACCUCCCUUGACGUGCAGAGAAGAUCUCAGCCACUGCCUGAUUUCGACUAGUGACAAAUUAAAAAUGUGUUUUAUUUGGGCUCAUUGCCGUAUUGCUUUCUUUCAACUUUUGUUUCAUAUCUUAAAACAAAAUUAAACUACAAAAUGCUGAGUAUAUCGCAAAUACGAAAACAAUUCAGUUCAAAGUAUUGUGUAAAUAAUCAUUUCAUGUUUGCUUUUGUAUACGCAAUGAGAAAAACAAUGGGCAAGUUACAUAAUUAUGAAUUUUGUAGUCUUAACAUUUUAAUUUAAAAUGUAAUAUAAUAUCUAAACAAACAUAUUCUAUUUUUGGCUUCUGAGCUUGUCGCAUGAGUUUACAUUGAGUAAGAGAGAGCGUUGUAAAAUGUUUAAACUUUUCAUGUUUGCUUAUCGAAAGUUAUUUUUAUAUUAACAGGAUUUUUGACGAAAGAGAAGUUUUCUUAGUAGUAAAACAUUGUUUUUUGCAUUAACGCUUUGUACUAAAUAGUAUCCGUGUUGUGUGUGUGUAUAUAUAUAUAUAUAUAUAUGUAUAUAUUGUAAUGACCCUGUCAUUAUACCUGGACAUUUUCUUUACACCCUUCUCUGAAACUAAUCCAUGGUAGUAAGAUUCCAAAACUAAUAUACAUGUUUAUAAAUACAAUGUAAAUUUACGUUCCACUUACCUAAGGAAAUGUCUUUUUCAAUCCAGUAAAUUUAUUUAUGUUGCUAAGCGGUUUUUCAAACCCUCUCACAAAUACGUGUUGAAUGUGAAUGUAUUUCAAUUGUUAGGAGUAACUGUUUUAUCAUCU